This is a messenger RNA of Cyprinus carpio (common carp), 6185 nucleotides long. RefSeq names its product homeodomain interacting protein kinase 2 (gene hipk2). Gene Ontology annotation, biological process: intrinsic apoptotic signaling pathway in response to DNA damage by p53 class mediator; peptidyl-serine phosphorylation; peptidyl-threonine phosphorylation. Gene Ontology annotation, molecular function: transcription corepressor activity; ATP binding; transcription coactivator activity. NCBI's taxonomy places the organism in Eukaryota, Metazoa, Chordata, Actinopteri, Cypriniformes, Cyprinidae. The record is from RefSeq and is a predicted model, not a curated record. Gene Ontology annotation, cellular component: PML body; cytoplasm; nucleus.
CGACCGCCUCGUCGUUUGAUUACAACAGAAAGUCGCUCCGUUCGCUCGCUCGGUUUCUCUCAUUGCAACUUUUGCAGGCACUCACUCCACAGACAUGAUCACCAGCUGAAGCCAAGACCUGCAGUUUGGCUCUUUUUUAGAGCCAAAACACUACCGAUACCCGUGGAGUUAAGUUGCAGACAUCCCUUUUUCCCCUGACGCACCCCGGACCGAUCAUCAAAUUGAAUUUCUGGAUGUGAUUUUUCAUUCUUUUAUCAUUUUUCUCUCCCUGAUGAACUGGGUUAGUAAUGCAGGAGACAGCAGCGAUUCUGUCCUCGGCUCAAGAUGGCAGAUUUUUAUUGAGUUGUGAGCAGUGCUGUCGCUUCAUAUUUUGCCAUGAAUAACAGAAACCCUUGCACCGAUGGCCCCUGUAUACGAAGGUAUGGCCUCGCAAGUGCAAGUCUUCUCCCCUCACACUCUCCAGUCAAGUGCCUUCUUUAGCGUGAAGAAACUGAAGGUGGAGCAGAGUUGCAACUGGGAUAUGACUGGGUACGGCACGCACAGCAAGGUCUACAGUCAGAACAGCAAGCAGAGUGUCUCAGUCGCCCCAGUGGGCAUCAACGCCGCCAGUCUCCAGGUCUCCAACUCUUCCCUGUCCUACGAACAGGCCCUCCUCUUCCCUGCCGGCUCGGGGCACAUCUUAGUAGCCUCGGCUAGCAGUACAUCUGGGGCGGCUGGUCAACUGUUGGGCAGCACCGGCAGUAGUGGAAGCGGCAGUGGAGGCCACAACCUGACACGCCGCAGCACCGUCAGUCUGCUGGACACGUACCAGCGAUGCGGGCUUAAGCGCAAAAGCGAGGAGCUGGACAACAACAACGGGAGCGGAAGCAGCGUGCACGUGGUCGAGGAGCAGCAACUACCUGCACCCAUGAUCCAGAACAACGCACAGAGCGGGGCCACCGUCGCAACGGCGACCGCCUCCACGACGGCAACGUCCAAGAACAGUGGAGCCAACAGCGAGGGCGACUAUCAGCUCUUGCAGCACGAGGUGCUUUGCUCCUUGACCAACACCUAUGAGGUGCUGGAGUUCUUGGGUCGAGGGACGUUCGGGCAGGUGGUGAAGUGCUGGAAACGCGGCACCAGCGAGAUCGUGGCAAUCAAGAUCCUCAAGAACCACCCUUCGUACGCAAGGCAGGGCCAGAUCGAAGUGAGCAUACUGGCGCGGCUGAGCACAGAGAGUGCGGACGACUACAACUUUGUUCGAGCAUACGAGUGCUUCCAGCACAAGAACCACACGUGCCUGGUCUUCGAGAUGUUGGAGCAGAACCUGUACGACUUCCUCAAGCAGAACAAGUUCAGCCCGUUGCCGCUCAAGUACAUCCGACCCAUCCUGCAGCAGGUGGCCACUGCCCUCAUGAAGCUCAAGAGCCUCGGACUGAUCCACGCCGACUUGAAACCUGAGAACAUCAUGCUUGUAGACCCAGCCCGCCAACCCUACAGGGUCAAGGUCAUCGACUUCGGCUCUGCUAGUCACGUCUCCAAAGCGGUGUGUUCCACCUACCUGCAGUCCAGAUACUAUAGAGCUCCAGAGAUCAUCCUGGGUCUGCCAUUCUGUGAGGCCAUAGACAUGUGGUCCCUGGGUUGUGUCAUUGCUGAGCUGUUUCUGGGCUGGCCGCUCUACCCCGGAGCGUCUGAGUAUGACCAGAUCCGGUACAUCUCUCAAACGCAAGGCUUGCCAGCAGAGUAUCUGUUAAGCGCAGGGACGAAAACAACCAGGUUUUUCAACAGAGACCCUGACUCCACCUAUCCUCUAUGGAGACUGAAGACACCUGAGGACCAUGAGGCAGAGACGGGGAUCAAAUCUAAAGAAGCUCGCAAGUACAUCUUCAACUGCCUGGAUGAUAUGGCACAGGUGAAUAUGACCACAGACUUGGAGGGCAGCGACAUGCUGGCGGAGAAGGCAGACAGAAGGGAGUUUAUUGACCUGCUGACCAAGAUGCUGACCAUCGACGCAGACAAGAGAAUAACGCCCAUAGAGACACUCAACCACCCCUUUGUCACAAUGACACACUUGCUGGACUUCCCACACAGCACACACGUCAAAUCCUGCUUCCAGAACAUGGAGAUUUGCAAGCGUCGGGUGAACAUGUACGAUACAGUCAAUCAGAGCAAGACGCCCUUUAUAACACAUGUAGCCCCCAGCACCUCCACCAAUCUCACCAUGACCUUCAACAACCAUCUUAACACUGUGCAUAGUCAGGCCACCAACCUGGCUCCCUCCUCCACCAGUGCCACCCUUUCCCUUACCAAUGCUGAUGUCUCCAUACUAAAUUACCAAUCUGCACUCUACCAGCCUUCUGCGGCCCCUAUGGCUGCCGUGGCCCCCAGGACCAUGAACCUCCAACCCGGUGCACCACAACUCUGCGCCGCCCGACCCGAUCCCUUCCAGCAGGCCCUCAUCGUCUGCCCACCUGGCUUCCAAGGUUUGCAAGCUUCACCCUCUAAACACACUGGCUACUCGGUGCGGAUGGAGAAUGCAGUUCCCAUAGUAACACAGGCCCCCGGUGCCCAACCUCUACAGAUCCAGCCCGGCCUUCUGACACAGCAGGCCUGGCCGUCUGGUACUCAACAGAUUCUCCUUCCGCCGGCGUGGCAGCAGCUCACACACACCUCCGUGCAACACGCCACCGUCAUCCCCGACUCCAUGACCAGCUCGCAGCCUCUGGCCAACUGGAGGAAUUCACAUCCCCAUGGCAACCAUUACAAUCCCAUUAUGCAACAGCCAGCCUUACUGGCAGGUCACGUCACCCUGCCCUCUCAGCAACCUCUUAAUGUGGGUGUGGCUCAUGUCAUGAGACAGCCAUCAAACAAUAGCUCCUCCUCCAAAAAGAACAAGCAGCACCAGAUGAACAACAGGAACAUGUCAGCAUAUGACGUGUCCUCCACCCAGCCGGUGACGUCACCUCAACGCUCCAAACGAGUGAAGGAGAACACACCCCCUCGGUGUGCCGUGGUUCAGAACGGCAUGUCCUCGACCUGCGGCCCAUCACAGACCUGCGGAGGUGGUGGUGGAGUAGGGGGAUGGGGAGGAGAGCAGGCAUGUAGCACCACCAGAGAUCACCACAGUCAACACAACCCACCGCGCCAAACCAUCGUCAUCCCUGACACCCCCAGCCCAGCCGUCAGCAUCAUCACCAUCAGCAGUGACACGGAUGAGGAGGACGACCUUAAACAGCCCAAUAACACCAGCACGUCAUCUAAACAGAGGAAGAAUGUCAUCAGCUGUGUUACGGUCCAUGACUCCCCAGACUCUGACUCCAGCAAUACCAGCCCGUACGCUGUGGAGUCCCGGCCUAAUGGCCCCAACGCCAACAGCUACGAUUCCAAAGGCGCUGUCCUGGACAACUACAGCAAUGGGAACCCCCGCACCAUUAUCAUCCCUCCACUGAAGAGCCAGACCAGCGAGAAUCUGGGAGAGUGUGACAGACUCCUGCCUGACACGAUGAACCACCAGAACUCCAUCUACAAGUUCAAAACCUCCAAUGGUGGCUUGUCUGGCAACAACCACUCUUCAGGAGGCGGGACAUAUCGGCAGCAGCGCAUGGGGCCACACCCCUUUCAGCAGCAGCCUCUAAAUCUCAGCCAGGCCCAGCAGCACAUGGCAGUUGAGCGCAACGGAGGUCACCGGCGACAGCAGGCCUACAUCACCCCCACUAUGGCCACCCAGGCUCAGUACGCCUUCCACAACAGUCCUACCCACACAGCUAAUGUUCAUCCCCACUUGGCCGCUCCUCAUCUGCACGGUCAGCCACACCUCUACACCUACACUGCCCCCACAGCCCUGGGCUCCACCGGCACGGUGGCCCACCUGGUCGCAUCGCAGGGUUCAGCCCGUCACGCAGUCCAGCACGCUAGCUACCCGCCGGGCAUCGUCCACCAGGUGCCUGUUAGCAUGGGCCACCGCGUGCUUCCCUCACCCACCCUGCACCACGGCCAAUACCAAGCCCAAUUCGCACACCAGACCUACAUCAGUGCUUCUCCUGCCUCCACUGUCUACACUGGAUACCCGCUGAGCCCCACCAAGAUGAACCAGUACCCUUACCUCUAAAGCUGAAACACUGGAGCCCAGCCAAUCGCUGCUUACCAUUUCUACCCUUAUCCCACCUAGAGACAGAGAGACAAGCUGAAGCCUAUCGACCCUUAACCCCCAUCCCCUUGUUCCUUUCAUGCUUAAACUUGAAGACAUUGAAGAUGCCGAUGGAUAGAGGAAGUACUCUCAGAGGGAACAGAAGGGUACCAAGGAGUUUUCCUUUUUUUAAGAUGAGUUCUAUUUUGCCUUCUCAAAAGGGCCAGUUAACAUUUUAUUUCGUGAUCUGGAGGUUUGUUUCUUUUAAAACAGAAGAAGGAGUUUUUGCUUUCAUAGUUUCUUUUACAACAAGGUCUCAUCAACAGGCCAUUUGGGAGAGACAGAGUUUCAUUCAAUGGAGAUUUUGUUUGCUUUUCCCUUUCUUGAAUUUAUUUACCGACUGUUGAGCCGAGGUCACGACAUGGAUGUUUUGAAUUCCUACAAGGAUUUUUUUUGGAUAAGGUGAAAUACGGAUAUCUGCUGCUCUUCAAAGAAAAAAAAAAAACCAUAACGAUGGCCUUGAACUGUCUUAAACGUUUCCAAAUUACAUGCGGCGAGGUAUUGUGCAUAUUCCGCCGCGCUCUCCGACAAAAAACACCUGGAGGAAUCUUCUGGAAAUAGGACGACAAAACUUUCUAGUGUAUUUAUAGACUUUUCUUUGUUUGUGUUCACAUUUAGAAAAGAAAAUACGUUUGUCAUACCGUAGAACAUUAGCUGGGCCCCUCUUUGUAGAAUGUAGCAGUAUGCACCCGUUGAUUUCAUGAAGAACCUUUCUGAUACCAAUAGAUUCUUGUUUUUCCUCUUUCAAUGUGAUUGCACAAAGUGGUUACAAUAACAUAGGCAUGUUCAACACGGUAGUCGGUCGCGAUUGCGUGCAUGUGUGCGCUCAGCGCAUCUGUGCGACAUAUUCCUCCACAGUCUUAGGUUUAUCAUUGUUACCUCGUAGUGCCUUACAUAUAUUACGACAGUUUACUUGGCUGGAAACCCUCUAGAACCAGAUGCUAGUCAGAGAGUUGGCUCCUAGGUUGAACAUCUUCAUCCAAGCUGUUUCGUGUUUUUUUUAAAUUCCAGGUGUAAGCGUUAGCCCUAAAUGUUAUUUAAAUGCUUCUCAUUUAGCGUGCAUGAGGUCUUCUACAUCUAAAGAUAAAGAUACUUGCUUGGGGUAACGAACCAAAGUCAUCAUUAAAAGAUAAGUAACUUUUGUUUUGGAUAGUGGAUAUAAUUAUAUAUACCGUAUUUACUGUACAUACUGUGGCUAUGUGUUUUAGUACUUGCAAUCAAUGCAACAUCACUGAUUUUAGACUAUAUAUGUCAUAAAAGGGAGACUAAAUGCAUAUUUGAUGGAAAAGCCAAGUAUCGCACAAUCAGUUUGAGAUCAGGCUACACAAUAAAAGAAAUAAAAUAAAAUAUACCAGGUCUGAAGAGGUUGUCUGUUUAUGGAAGGCUGAAACCUGGGAGGGUUCGAGAAGGAGAGUUUUGUGAGGAGUAGGAGGUGCUUGUGGAUUUUGAAUUGUUGGAAAAGCGAGAGGGCAAAUUCCACAAUUUUUAAUGAGAAUAGCAUGUUGGCUUUGAGCAGGUUGGUAGAUGCCGAAGGAAGCUGUGCAGCACGACUGCACACCAUACUCUGAUUUAAGCGCUCGUUCAAGGUUCUAUGAAGAUCUGUGGGGUUUUUAUUCUAGUUGCAUGAGGAUAUCUGCAACAACAUGCACCGGAAAUCAAAAUUGGCUUCGUCUUUUUCACUGUUUGUCUUACCCUAGAAAUCACUUAUGCUACAGGCAUCAUGUCAGUACAGAGAUAACGAACGUGUAGAAAACUGUGGGCCAAUGCUUGUCUUUUUUGCUGCUUUUUUUAACAUUAAUAUGCUAGCCAGUCAUUUACACCGUGUCCUAACCAUGUGCUCCGCAAUGAAGUGAUUAAAAAGACAAGGAGAGUUUAUAUAGAACUUUAUAUAACAUACCAUUGAAAAGUUUGGGGUCAGUUUGAUUUUUUUAUUUGGUUUUGUUUAAAGAAAUUAAUACUUUUAUUAGGCAAGGAUGCAUUAAAUUGGCCAAAAGUGACAGUAAAGACAUAAAGAGAUCAU